Rana temporaria (common frog) is the source of this 2718-nucleotide messenger RNA. RefSeq names its product iroquois homeobox 2 (gene IRX2). Lineage: Eukaryota; Metazoa; Chordata; Amphibia; Anura; Ranidae. Gene Ontology annotation, molecular function: RNA polymerase II cis-regulatory region sequence-specific DNA binding; DNA-binding transcription factor activity, RNA polymerase II-specific. The record is from RefSeq and is a predicted model, not a curated record. Bases 444 to 1970 code for a protein of 508 amino acids. Gene Ontology annotation, cellular component: nucleus. Gene Ontology annotation, biological process: cell development; regulation of transcription by RNA polymerase II; neuron differentiation. The transcript has 4 exons.
AAAAAAAAAGAAGCCAAGAAAAAAAAAAACUCGUCUUUGCAGGCGCUGGGGGAGCUGGCUGGCUGCUAGAGCUCCAUAUGCAGCAAGCACUUUCCUGAUCACCUCCAGCACUCUGCUGCUCCACGUCUCCACCACUUCAUGAUCCGCUUCCCCCCUCCAUCACCCUCAUCUCUUUGAUUCCUAUUUCUGAUUGGAUUUCUACCUAUACAUGAUCACAGACAGAGUAGAUUGAUCUCUGGCUGGUGGGGAGGGGUGGAGGCAAAGACACUUUUAUUUCCCUGCAUGAGUGAGGACACAAGCGAGGAGCCACAACUGAGACAGAAUAAGGGCAGAAGCUUGUCUUUAUUGACCUCUCCCUCCCCACCCCCUCCUCCCUAUUUUUUCCCACCCUGAUCCCCCUCUGUAAACUCAUCCGGUCCCGGUUAUCUUCAGACGGACCUGCGAUGUCCUAUCCUCAGGGUUAUCUCUACCAGCCUCCUGGCUCCUUGGCUCUCUACUCCUGUCCGGCUUAUGGGGCCUCAGCGCUGGCCGCCCCGAGGAGCGAAGAUCUGGCCAGAUCCUCGUCCGGCUCCGCGUUCAGUCCUUACCCGGGAUCCGCAGCCUUCAGCGCCCAGACGGCCACUGGCUUCAGCAGCCCGCUGUCCUACUCUGGUGACCCCGCCGGAUUCCCCUCCUACGUGGGUUCUCCAUACGAUGCACAUACGGCUGGCAUGACAGGGGCAAUCAGCUAUCAUCCAUAUGGCAGCCCGGCUUAUCCCUACCAAUUAAAUGACCCCGCUUAUAGAAAAAAUGCUACUAGGGACGCUACAGCCACGUUAAAGGCCUGGCUGAAUGAGCACAGGAAGAACCCUUACCCCACCAAGGGCGAGAAGAUCAUGUUGGCCAUCAUCACCAAGAUGACCCUCACCCAAGUCUCCACGUGGUUUGCCAAUGCCAGGAGGAGGCUGAAAAAGGAGAACAAGAUGACCUGGGCACCUCGCAAUAAAAGUGAGGACGAGGAUGACGAUGAUGGAGAUGGAGAAAGAGGCAAGGAGGAUCAUUCUGAUAAGAUCCAGGAUAACAAUGAGACCUCAGCAGAGGAUGAAGGUAUUAGUUUGCACGUUGACUCAUUGACUGACCACUCUUGUUCUGCUGAGUCUGAUGGAGAAAAGUUACCUUGCAGAGCUGGAGACCAUCUUUGUGAAUCAGGCACUGAAUCCAAGGACAAAUAUGAGGAUGAAGAGGACGAGGAAGACUUAGAUGAAGAAAACAGGAGUCUCCCUCCCAAACCUGUGACCUCCUCACCCCUCACAGGCAUAGAGGCACCAAUCCUUAAUCACCAGCAUGAGGGGAGCCCCAGAUCUUCUAACAAAGCCAUCUUGGACAAUAGGAUUUCCCCAACUUCUCAGACCCAGGCCAGCAAACCCAAACUUUGGUCCCUGGCUGAGAUAGCCACCUCAGACAUUAAACAUCAGAAUAUAGGGCAGAGCUGCCAGCCGUCUACUGUAUCCUCUGCCACCUCUUCAUCAGUAUCCCACAACUCUGCCUACCCUUCCUCUUCAAUCCUGGGAAGGCACAUCUACUAUACAUCGCCUUUUUAUAGCAACUAUACGAACUAUGGAAAUUUCAAUGCUCUCCAAAGCCAAGGGAUCCUGAGAUACAAUUCAGCCACCAUGACUACCAGCGAGGCACUAAAUCAAACUGUUUUAAGCAGCAACUCUCUACACAAACACACAAGCAAUGACUGUCUAAAAACUGCCAGCAACCAGAUAGAUCAGCACUACAGGUCAGCCAGCUAUGACUCUAAAAAAGGUAGGUGUCACAAUUGCUUAGAAAAAAAAAACCUCAGCAAGCCAUCUUCUCUCCCCGAGCUAAUAAGUAAAACGUAUCUAAAUCCGGAUCACAUCUUGUGCCACUGUAUAAAAGAAGACACACAGAGCACUAUUAAAUCUACAGACUUUCCCCCCUAUGUUUUUAUUUUUAAACAAUAAAGAAGAGCUCCCUUGGACAUAUGUGAAAAUGAUUGGUAUAGUAUAGUUACCCUGAUGUAUAUUGUGAUUAUUUUUUUUUUUUUGUUUGGGGCAAUCUCUUUAUUUUCUCAGGAUAUCUUUGACUUGAUCACAGCGUUGCCACGGUUAUAUAUUCUAUAGGUAUGAUAGAAUUUUAUUGUAAAGACUGAAUGGAAAAGGAAGAACACUUAUUUCUAAAAAAUAAAAAGAUCUAUACCAUAGAGACAGUACGUCUUGACCGAUGAACUGGAGAACUAAAUUAUGUGGGACAAAGUAAAAAAAAAAAAAAAAAAAAGAUUUCAUAUUUAUUUUUGUAAAGAUAUGAAAAAAAAGCUUCUAGUAAUUUAUGCAAGUUGUAUUGCAAUGAAAUUUAACAUUUGUUUUGUAAAUAAAUUCUGACUGUUUUUAUUUGAAAACAGAUGAUGAUCACUAUGAACCUUUCUUGAUUCUUUGAUUGUCAAUGAGUAUUCUUUAAUAAUUUAUAUACUGAACUGUAAAUAAACACAGAUUAGAAAUGAAAUUGUUAAUCGUCAUGCUAUUACAACCUAUGCACAGACCACAUACAGGCUUUUGCCUAAAAAAAAUAAUAAAUGAAGAAAUACCCGCUUAUAUGCAAGUGUGGAAAUGUUUCCAUCCAAUCAGCCAGACAGGUUUCAGGCAGGUUUGUGGCUUUAUUAUUGUUUCAUUAUCUUAUUGUGUUUAUGAAUAAAGUCUUUAAAAAUACCCUUUA